ACCACAACCCUGUGAUGGACAAGCAGGUAUUGAUAAGGGAUGGAUGAAUGGACUGCUGUGGUGUAAACCCAAUGACACAAAGGCAAUCUGUAUUUCUCUAGCCAGGCCUGAGCUUGUUCAAGAAGGAGGAAGUGUCAGGCAGAUGUUCCUUCAUUUCGUGGGCACGGUGGCACUGAGCCUCAGCAUUGCCAUUGACGAACCACCUCGAACACCCAUCUGUGCCAAAGAGAAGAUGGGGACGAUAGAGGAAGACUGCAUGGGAGAAAGUGAAAGAAGGGAAGCAUUUCAUGAGAAUGAUAGACAACUGAGUGUGGCUCAGGCAGACUCUACCCCUAGGUUACUUCUGAAUAGGGGUCACACCUCUUCAGCUCAAAUCCCCAGGGAUGGCAGAGUCAGCCCGGGCUCUCAGGGUCAUGACCUCAGGGGUGCGAGAAUGCUGUUGGUAGAGCAGGCCAGUCUGAGUCAGUCCAGAAAGACUUGGAGAAAGAAGAUGGACUUCCUGUUGUCAGUCAUCGGGUAUGCUGUAGACCUGGGGAAUGUGUGGCGUUUCCCUUACAUCUGCUACCAGAAUGGAGGAGGAGCAUUUCUCUUGCCCUACCUUCUCAUGGCACUGUUUGGAGGGGUGCCUCUGUUCUACAUGGAGCUGGCACUGGGGCAGUUCCACCAGAGUGGCUGUAUCUCUAUCUGGAAGCACAUCUGCCCCAUCUUCAAAGGCAUUGGCUUCUCCAUCUGUGUCAUUGGCCUCUACAUCGCCUUUUAUUACAACACAGUAAUGGCCUGGGCGAUGUACUACCUGCUGUCCUCCUUCCAGACCACUUUGCCUUGGGCCACCUGUUUCAACACCUGGAACACCGCCAACUGCACCCAUCUAACACCUGGCAAUCCCAACACUUCAUGGACAAAUGGCUCUACCUCCCCUGCAGAGGAGUUCUACAUACGACACAUCCUGCAGCUGCACCUGUCCCCAGGCCUGCACGAACUAGGAGCAGUGAACUGGCAGCUGGCCCUGUGUCUCCUCUUAAUCUUCACUGUAGUCUACUUCAGCAUCUGGAAAGGGGUGAAGACCUCAGGCAAGGUAGUGUGGUUGACAGCCACCUUGCCCUAUUUGGUCCUCCUGGUGCUGCUUAUUCGAGGUGCUACCCUUCCUGGGGCAUGGAGAGGUGUGGUCUAUUAUCUAAAACCUGAUUGGUGGAAGCUGCUCAGUACUACGGUUUGGGUAGAUGCUGCUGUCCAGAUAUUCUUCUCUCUGGGGCCUGGUUUUGGCGUACUGCUGGCCCUAGCCAGUUACAACCCCUUUCACAACAACUGCUACAAGGAUGCUUUGUUGACCAGCUCCAUCAACUGCCUGACAAGCAUGCUCUCUGGGUUGGUCAUAUUCACUGUGUUGGGAUACAUGGCAGAGGUGCGGCAGCAAGGCGUGGAUGCCGUGGCCAGGGAUAUAGGUCCAAGUCUGCUUUUCAUCAUCUGUGCUGAGGCCAUUGCCAGCAUGCCUGCAGCCAACUUCUUUGCCAUUAUAUUCUUCCUCAUGAUCAUCACUCUGGGAUUGGACAGCACGUUUGCAGGGUUGGAGGGGUUGAUUACUGCCAUGCUAGAUGAGUACCCCCAGGUCCUGGGAAGGAGGAGAGAGUGGGUGGUCCUAGGCCUGGUGUGUUUGUGCUACUUGGGAGCCCUCUCCACUGUAUGUUAUGGAGGAGCAUACAUUGUGAAGCUCCUGGAGGAAUAUGCCACUGGCCCUGCUCUCAUUGCUGUGGUCUUUCUGGAAAUUGCUGCUGUGUCCUGGUUCUAUGGUACAUCUCGUUUCUGCCGAGAUGUGCAGGUGAUGCUGGGUUUCCUUCCAGGGCAGUUCUGGAGGGUGUGCUGGAGGGCCAUCUGCCCCUGUUUUCUCCUGUUCAUCUUGGGCAGCUUCCUGGCUUCCCCACUGGAAAUAAAACUUUUUGGCUACUUGUAUCCCCCAUGGAGUGCUAUUCUGGGUUAUAUCAUUGGUGCCUCCCCCCUCAUCUGUGUGCCCUGCUAUAUGGUCUACUACCUACUGUCCACAAGAGGAACAUUCAGGCAGCGCCUUUUAAAGAGCAUCACCCCAGAACCUGUAAGGGAGAUAUGUAUCCAUCAAGUUACCAGGAAUACCAGUACUGUGUGAAGAAUGAUCCAGACAUUCCCUCUAGGUCAUUUGCAAGAAAGAGGGAGCUGAGUACAAGGUCUUUGGGUCAAGGUGAAGUUUCCCAUCACUGACCUAUAACAAAUCUAAAUCUUUAUCACUGAUGUCAAUUUAUUGUUUAUAUAAUCACUGUUAUGAUUGUUUGUAAUAUAAUCUAGGUAAUAUCAUGCCAUAGUUGGUUGCCUCACAAAUGUUUAAUACAUAGUCUUUUUACUAACUGCAUAAGAUAGAUAUUGUUCAGUAUGCACAGUUUAAUAUUCUUUGUAGCAUGGAAAUAAAACUAGUUAACUGCUAAACUACCUAGUAAUUUUUCACCUGGAAUGGAGCAAGAACUGACUGCUGCGAGUUAAGAUCUGUGUUGUGCAAUGGCAUGUACCAAACUGAUCAGGUCUCCCAGUAAGAGUUACUUAAACAGCUACUUCACUAAAUCAAAUUUUACAGUGUAUGAGACAUUUUGGCAGUCAGUACAGUUGUACUUCCCUCUCCAACUCUGAUUGUAGAACUACAGAAAAGCAUCUUGUCUGUGUUCAGAAUACUGAAUGUAGUCUUUGCCAGUGUUGUCACCGUUAUCCUCUACAGCAUUCUCUUGUAAAUUUGCUCUGUAUGCACCAAUUUGUUACACUAGUUGUAUAUUUCUAUUU
Scleropages formosus (Asian bonytongue) is the source of this 2796-nucleotide messenger RNA. RefSeq names its product sodium-dependent serotonin transporter-like. The transcript has 14 exons. NCBI's taxonomy places the organism in Eukaryota, Metazoa, Chordata, Actinopteri, Osteoglossiformes, Osteoglossidae. Gene Ontology annotation, molecular function: serotonin:sodium:chloride symporter activity; serotonin binding. The record is from RefSeq and is a predicted model, not a curated record. Bases 44 to 2137 code for a protein of 697 amino acids. Gene Ontology annotation, biological process: serotonin uptake; amino acid transport; sodium ion transmembrane transport. Gene Ontology annotation, cellular component: synapse; neuron projection; plasma membrane.